Messenger RNA from Lolium perenne, 747 nucleotides. The record is from RefSeq and is a predicted model, not a curated record. Lineage: Eukaryota; Viridiplantae; Streptophyta; Magnoliopsida; Poales; Poaceae.
AUGGCUGCAAUCUCGUCAGAUUUUGCACGGAUCCAGCCCGUACAUGGCCAAAAGUACAUGUCCGUGGUGAGACGGGAGCCAUGGAAGCGCGCGCUGGUUAAGCGCAAGGACGAAGGAGAGGCCGGGGGCAGGCCUACUUUGCCAUGGUCCGCGCCGCCCUCCUCCUCCAUUUCCCCCCAAUUCGCCCGAAACCCUCCCAAUCCCCACGAGCCACCGGCGGAUGACCAAGGCGCCGGCGGGGCAGUCAAGCUGUUGCGGGGCGCCGCGGCGCUCCACGCCGUCUCCGUCACCAGCAACGGGGACGGCGCCCACCUCGCCCGCGCGCCGUCGUCUUCAACCGCAAGAUGCAGGUUUCUUGUGAGGAUUGGUCUUGACACGGCCCAUGCCAGAGAAACUACCAACUAUGUACAGGACCCUGGGGAGAACUACAAUGAGAGAGUUUUGCCUUCAAUCAGUCAUGAAACACUCAAAGCUGUGGUUGCACAAUACAAUGCCACUCAGCUUAUCACACACAGAGAUGCUGUGAGCAGGGAGAUCAGGAAGAUUCUGACAGAGAGGGCCAAGAAUUGCAAUAUUGCUCUGGAUGAUGUUUCCAUUACCAGCCUCAGCUUUGGCAAAGAGUUCACUCAUGCCCUUGAAGCCAAACAGGUUGCUGCGCAGGAAGCUGAGCGUGCCAAGUUCAUUGUUGACAAGGCUGAGCAAGAAAAGAAAAGUGCAAUUAUCAGGGCACAAUUUAAGGGCAACUGA